Juglans regia (Persian walnut) is the source of this 1519-nucleotide messenger RNA. RefSeq lists its product as uncharacterized. Bases 14 to 1453 code for a protein of 479 amino acids. NCBI's taxonomy places the organism in Eukaryota, Viridiplantae, Streptophyta, Magnoliopsida, Fagales, Juglandaceae. The transcript has 2 exons. The record is from RefSeq and is a predicted model, not a curated record.
CAGGUAACAAGUCAUGAUAGUCAUGAGGCCGCAUGCUUCAGGUCAACGAGGAAGAACAUCGAAGGCAACAAAUCUAUUAACCCAACCUCCAUGGCCUUCUAUCCAACUACACACAUUUGCUCUUCAUGCCUCUAGCACAUCUUUGUGCAGUUGCUUCCCAAGCCACCAAAGAGGUUCGUGUCCUAAGUCUAGAAACAGCACCUUUCUCACCCAAUGCUCCACAAAACCUAGCAUUGAUAGCAACAAUGCAACAAAUAAGAAUCCUUCCAUUGAACGGGAUUCAAGUUCGAAAUCUCAAAAUUUGGCAACUCCCGUGCCGAAUCAAGCACUCACAUCUACUUCUUCUAGUGGUCUGGUGCUUGACUUGGGUCCCAAAAACUCCUGGGAUAGCGCUGAAAUUGGCUCACCAGUUGUGAAAAGAUAUAUCGGAGACAAUGAGGAAAGGUGGUGCAUGUGGUACCAUGGAAGAUCUGAUGCUAACAACACUUCCGAUUCCGUAGGGUUAGCAGUUUCAAGCAAUGGAAUUCACUGGGCAAGAGGAGCAGAUCAUGUUAGAUCAUGUGGGGAUGUGGGAUUGGUAAUGAAUUGCAGCAAGAAUUGGUGGGCUUUUGACACCGAGAGCAUUAGGCCUUCUGAGAUGGUUGUUAUGUCUAGCCCAAUGUACAGUGCCGUUUACUGGCUUUAUUACACAGGAUAUAGUUCUGAAGAAAUUAAAUUUUCAGGAAAUUCCAACAUUGUAAACCCAGAAAGAGUUCACAGAGGAGACAAGAAAGAUGAAUGUCCUAAAAUUGGAAAGAUUUUUAUGUCUCUCCCAGGCCUGGCAUGCAGUCAAGAUGGUAGGCACUGGGCCAGAAUUGAAGGGGACCAUCAUAGUGGAGCCUUGUUAGAUUUGGGGUCAGACAAGGAGUGGGAUUCUUUGUUUAUUGCUGCACCUCAUGUUGUUGUGCACAGCAACGAUGAUAUCAGGAUGUAUUAUCAUUCAUUUGAUACGGACAUGGGGCAUUUUGCUCUUGGAAUUGCAAGAUCCAGAGAUGGGAUCAGAUGGGUGAAGCUGGGGAAGAUAAUGGGUGGGGGAUCAUUCGGUUCUUUUGAUGAGCUUGGGGUCAAGAAUGCAUGUGUGGUGAGAAACCGCAAAGAAGGAAAAUAUUUGAUGGCAUAUGAGGGUGUUUCUGCAGGUGGGAAAAGUAGUAUUGGGCUGGCAGUAUCUCCCGAUGGGCUGAAGAAUUGGAUGAGGCUUCAAGAGGACCCUAUUGUUAAGCCCUCAGAAGAGGAUGGAUGGGAUAAUAAAGGAGUGGGAUCCCCAUGUCUCGUUCAAAUGGAGGACAAUGAAGAUUAUAAAUGGAGAUUGUAUUAUGUAGGUGUUGGGUAUGCAGGAAGGACGGGGAUUGGAAUGGCAGUUUCAGAAGGCAAUCGCAUGGGAAAUUUUAGAAGAUGGGUAGGAUCUCACUUGUAAGAUAAUUGUAUAGUAUUUGUCAUGUAUGUCAACAUAUUUCAAUUCAAAGUUAUUUUCACAAUAAUA